AUGCGCCGUCCUAGCCGAUGGGAGAAGGCAGACGAAGCGAGCGAUCCGGACGUUAGCGACGCGGAAGGAAGCGGCGAAGGCGGCGCAGCGGAGAGACGACGGUGGCGGAAAAGCGACGAGGGGAAGCAACAGCAUGAGGAGGGGAAGCAGCCGCAUGGUCGCACCAGGCAAGGCCACACCGAAUCGCAUCAUACAUCCCGCCACCGUCAUCACCACCACCACCACCGGCAUAAGGACCGAUCCAGGCACACGCGCCGUCGGCACAACGAAUCGGACGACUACGAAUCGCCGGGAUCCGCGUCAGAUUACGAAGCAUCUCGCGACAAUGACGCGGCGGAAGGUCCUCCAACCGUCCCUGCUACAGCCGCUAUAGCUGCUACAGCUACUUUCGCGACGCCAAUAGGCGGCAGCGGGGGUGCCGCCUUCCCUUACCGAAAGGACCGUCAUUCCGCUAAUAGGUCUUCCGGAUCCGCGAAACGCGCGCACAGCAGGGAGGAGGAGGAGAAUGGCGAGGGGUUGGAUCGUCAGCGGCAGAUUGAAGGAGAGAGAAGCCGGGACCGGGACGACGAUAGGGAGUCUAAACGCCGGAGAAGGCACCGAUUGGAGAAGGGGGAUAGAGGAAUCGGUAGUCCGGAUAGGAGCCACGAUGCCGCUGAUAGAAAUGAUUUUCCGGAUCGCAAUCGGCGAAAGAGUCCGGAGAGAGGAUUUGCGCGGUUGAAAGGGAAGGGAGGCGGUGACGGUCGGCGUGAGCUGUCGUUUCAGGCGGAUCCUGCAGCAAAGGCGUCGCAGAAGACGUCGCAGGCGGCUGUCGCACGGCCUGUCGCAGGGCAGGUUGGCGAUGCGGGCGACGAUGGCGACGACGACGCGCACUGGAACGCGCGGUUCGUGGACAUCGAUGCGAUCGAGGUCGCGUUCGAGGCGCCACGGAGCCCGCUGUUCGAGGAUCUCGAGGCGCCUGAGGACCUAGAGCGGUUCGGGGAAGGUGGGGUAUUAACUACGGAGGCUCUUAUAGGGACGUAUGAAGACAAGCAGGAGAAGCUGGGGGUUUCGCGGCGGGAGGAGCGGAGGGAGAAGGGGAGCAGCAGGAAGGUGACGGAAGCGAGGAGUGAGGACGAGAAAAGAGAAGCGAGGGAGAGGAAGGAUGAUCAGGAGGAAGAGGGACAGAGGGGAGUGGAAAGGAGUGGCCGAGCCGGAAGAGCAAGGCAGGGAGGCAAGGGAGGGGAUGAGGCCGGUGAUGAGGAGUUCAAUCCGGUGAGAAGAAGGGAGGAAGCGGUCGACGAGAAAGAAGAGAAGGGAAGAGAUGAGGAGGACGAGGAGGAGGAGGAGGAGGAAGAGGCAGAGCUUGAGGGAGGUUCAGCAUUGCAUGGUAGCCGGGAGAAAAGGAGGAGCAGGGAGAGGGAGAGGAGGGGGAGAGAGCGAGAGAGGGAGAGAGGAAGGGACAGGGAGCGUGACAGAGAUGGGGAGAGGGACAGGGGGAAAGCACGGGACGAAGGGGUAAGAGGGAAGGAGAGGAGGAGGAGGGAUGUGGAAGAGGAAUGGCAGGGUGACUAUAGGCGUGGUGAUUAUGGCGGGGAAGGGGAGCGUAGGGAGUGGAGGCAUGGGAAGCGAGGAGGCAGGCGGGCAGACUCGCCGGGGCUGUCGUCUUCCUCAGGUAUGCACCCAUGUGCCAGCGUGUUGUCUCAUUCUCUCCUCUCUUCUCACCCUUCCCUCCUCCCUUCUCAUCCUUCCCUCCCUUCUCACCCUUCCCUCCCUUCUCACCCUAAUUUCCCUUCUCCCUCCUUCCUCCCUGCAGAGCACGAGCAGCGCGACAUAAGGAAGGAGAGAGGCAAGGGGCAGAAGGGGCGUCAGCAGCGGCACAAGGAGGAGGACGAGGGCAGCCCAGUGGCAGUGGCCCGGGGCAGCGGAAAGGGUGCCAAGGCGGGCGGUAGAGACGGCAGGACUUUUGAGACUUCUCAAAAGGAAGACGAGGGGAGUCCUGUGGCAGGUCUCAGGGGCGGCGGAAAGGGUGCCAAGGCGGGCGGACGGGAAGGCAGCAAGCGGGGGCAGGGUGGUGAGGGCGAGGGGAAGGUUGAGGCUCCCGUUGCUCGCGAGGCAAGGCAGGGACGCACGUUUGAGGCGCCUGGAAGAGACAGCGAGGGGCGGGCACAGGCGGAGGCAGCCGGGAGGGAGGGGGCGACGGGAGGUGAAGGGGAUGAGGCGAAAGAGGGGCUGAAACUAGUGGGGACAGGGAAGGGUGGUGGUGGUGCUGCUGGUGACGCUGGUUUUGUGGGUUCAACGCUGCUUAUGAAGGGAAGGGAAAGGGCAGAGGUGGGUGAUGGAAGCGGAAAGAGGGGGGCAGCGAGCGCGAAGGGAGGAAAGGGAGAAGAGGGCGAGAAGGGGGAGAAGGGGGAGAAGGGUGAGAAGGGUGAGAAGGGGGAAAGGGAGGGGUCGAUUGGAGAAGGAGGACGGGAAGGGGGAGGAGGAGGACGAGAAGGGGGAGGAGGAGGAGGGGGACGAGAAGGGGGAGGAGGAGGAGGAGGAGGGGGAGGUGGGGCGGAUGCGUCCAACGACCCUUCUCUCCCCCCUCCCCCGCCCCUUCGCCCUGGUAUAGACGCACCCUCUGUUCUCCCUGCUCCACCGAACCUACCCGCAGGUACGGAAGGCCUGCUUACCCCUGGCAGGUCCGGCAAUGCCGCAGCAGCGGCAGCAGCAGCGGCAGCAGCAGCAGCAGCAGGGGGGAUGGCUGGGCCUGGGGGACCGGGGGGAAUGGGGGGAAUGGAGCCUGGGGGCGCGGGGAGGAGGGGAAUGGGCGGACCAAGAGUCAUGGGGCGGAGGGAAGGAGGGGGCAGCGGGAUGCUGCGCCCUGGGGAAGCAUGGAGGGGCGGAGGGGGAGGGCCACAGGGGUUUCUGCCCGGAUGGGGGGGAAUGGCGGGUCCUAGGGGACAACCGGGCCCAGGAGGCGGAGCAGGGGUGGGAGGGGGCGGGGGAAUGGGCGGAGCAGGGGGAGGGGGAGCGGCAGGGGCAGGGGGAGCGGGAGGGCAGGGGCUUGUGGGACCAGGAGGUCAGCCUUCCCCGGGUAUGCCUCCCCCAGGCGGCUUCCCCCCUUUUCAUGGGUUCCCAGGCCCAGGGAUGCCUUUUCCUGGGGGGCUGGGUUCAGGGGCGGGGGUUCCGCCCUUCCCUGGGGGCGGGGGGAUGAUGGGCGCGCCCUUCCCCCCGCACCUGGGUGCUGGGGGACCCAGGGGCGCGGGUGGAGGGGGGUCCCCAGGGGCAGGCGCGCACAUGCGCGAAUUAGGGUUUGGGCGAGGGGGGCCUGGGCCGGGGUUUAAACCAGGGGUAGGGGGAGGAGCGGGGGGAGGGGCGGGGGGGAGGCAUGGGGAAGGGGCCGGGGGAUGGAACAGCAGCAAGUGGGGGGAAGGGGAGGGGAAGGGGAGGGGAGAGGGGGAGGGGGCAUGGGAGGCGCAGGGGGCGGGGGCCCUGGGGGAGGGGGGACUGGGGGAGGGGGAGCUGGGGAAAGUGGUGGCGCUGGGGGGGGAGGAGCAGAGUCAGGAGGAGCAGGGGGCGGGGCUGGAAGCGGGGGAGGGAAAGAGGGAGAAGCAGGGAAGGGGGAAAGUGGGGCAGGAGGUGCAGGAGCAGGGGGAGCAGGAGCAGGGGGGGCAGGGGGAGGAGAUGGGGGUAGUGCAGGGGGAGGAGGGGGGGGGGCUGGGUCAGCUGGGGCGGGGCAAGGCGUGGCAGGGAGGGGAGGAGGGGGUAUUUCAGGGGGUAUUUCCCCUGGUGGAGCACCAGCAGCAGCAGCAGCAGAACCAGCAACUGCAACAGAAGAGGCAGGAAAAGGAUUCGGAUGGAAAGGGCAAGGAGGGGGAGGACGGGAAAGAGGAAUCGAAGCAGGAGGGGGAGGAGGGGAGCAAGGGGGAAGCGAAGCGGGGAGUGGGUAAGGGUGAUGAAGGGGUGAAAGGGGCAGUGGUUGAUAAAGUAGUGAAAGAGGAGGGUGCGGAGGAGAGGGAAGGGCAGGAGGUGAAGGAAGAGGACUCGGAGCAACGGCAGAAAGAGCAAAAGCAGCAGCAACAGCAGCCGGAACAGCCGUCUCACUCCCCCGCUUCUCUUCCACCUUCUGCCAUCCCUCACAAGCAACCGCCACAUCAGCAGGUGCCACAUCAGCCACCGCAGACGCCACAUCAGCAGCAUCCGCCUGCGAACCAGGGCAGAAACCGUUGGUCACACCCUGGAAAUUCACCUGGAGGGCCUGGGGGCCACCUGAACACUCCCCCUCUGGGUCCCCUCUCUCCUGGCCUCCUCCCAGGUGCUCCAGGCAUGGGCGGUAGGUUCGGCGCCCACCCAGGCAUGCCCGGACCUGGUGGUAGAGGUCCGGGAGGCGGCAUGGGAGGGCGGGGACCGAUCUUUCCUCCUGGGGGCAUGUGGGAUGGAAUGCCAGGUUCGGGAUCCCCGUUCCUAGGAGGUCCGGGAGGCUGGAUGGGAGGUCCGGGAGGCAUGGGAGGCCCGGGAGUAAGAGGCCCGGGCGGCCCUGGGUUUGGGCCGAACCUGAUGGGUCCGGGAGGAGGGGGAGGCAUGCCUGGGGGAGGAAGGGGCCUUAGAGAUAUGGGAGGGGUGGGGCAAUUCGGAGGGCCUAGGGAUAUUCAUAGAGUAGGUUCGGGAGACAGGCACGGGGAGGGGAGGGGCAGAGGGGAGUUUUUGCGGGAUGGGGAGGGUCGGAGAGGUGGUGGUGGGAGGGGGAUUUUAGGGGGGAUGGGUGUGGGUGGAAGACGAGAAGGGGAGAGGGAAGAGAGAGAGAGGAUGGCUGGGGGGGUUGGGGCUGGGAGAAUGGGAGAGGAUGGUGGGUUGGGAAGGGGAGGUGGAGGGAAGGAGGAGGGAGGGGCAGGAGGGAAGGAGGGAGAAACUCCAGAGGAGAAAGUGAUAGUGACUGGGAGGAAGGUGGAGGUGAGAGCAGUGGCGAGGCUGCUGGGUUCUCUACCUCUUGCUGCUGGUCUCGUGCAUGGGGAGCUUUUAGCUAAGUGUUUGCAUGCAGCGGCAGCAGGGAAGGGAGAAGAGGGGGCGGCGGGAACAGGUGCAGGAGGAGGAGGGGGAGCAGCAGGGGAAGGGGUAGCAGGGGGAGCGGGGGGAGCAAGGGGAGCAGGAGCAGCAGGUGCUGCUGCAACGGGGGGUCCUGCAGGAGUGGCACCUUUCCCCGUUCCUUCUGCUGCCGCUGCUGCUGCUGCUGCUGCUGCUACAGCUGCUGGUGCUAUGGCUGGUGGCGUUGGUGUUGGUGCUGCAGGUGCUAUGGCUGGUGGCGUUGGUGCUGGUGCAGUGGUGCGUGUGCUGCCCUCUGCUGCCGCACCAUCCUCUGCUGCUGCAGCCACUGCUGGGUUGUCUGGGCGUGCUGCAACAGGAGGCGCUGCAGCAGCAGAGGCGGGUGGAGCGGCAGCAGGGGUAGGGACAGAGGCGGCAUUGUCCCAUCUGCCUGCUGUUGAUGCAAACGCUGCCAGGGCGGUUCAGGCAUGUCUGUCUCGUCUUGUGAUUGCACCAGCCACUCACCCAUCGCCGCCACAUCUAUCCACCAAUGCUGCUUCCUCCUCCUCACUCUUUUUCUCCCUACCUCCUGCCCUCCUCUUCUCAUCGCUGCCGCCUUCCAACAAGCCACCAUUCAUCCCCCGCACAAGCCGCUCCGUUACUGCUAUAUUCUCUCACUCCAGUCAAGCUCUGGCGGGAAUUGAAUCACUUCCUCCUUAUCUCGCUUCUCCACCGGUUGUGGAGUUUAACAAAGCGUCUGAAAGCGCGCUUAGCAAAGUGCCAGCCUGGCAGCCACACACCAUACCACCGCCGCAGCAGCAGGCUCGGAAGGCGUUGCAUCAGGCUCGGAAGGGGGGGGAGAAGGGAGUCCGGGGCACUCAAGGCCGCCAUGCAAAGCUGAGGAAGGUUAAGAAAGGAGGGGAAGGAGGGGGAGGGGCAGAAGGAGGAGGGGGAGAAGGAAGAGAGGGUGGGCAAGUUCUCGAGUCGACUCGAAAAGAAGUGGGGAAGGUGAAGAGGCGAAGGGUGGGGUGUGAGGGGGAGAAGCUGGUAGAGGAUGGCACAAGCUUGCUGCAAGAUAGGAUGGUGAAGCAAGGGGAGCGGGGAGAUUCGAAUGCUCAGGAGCAAGGCGGUGUUUCUGCUGAUACCGGUACUGCUGGUGGUGGUGGUGGUACUGUUGCUGCUGGUAGUGCUCCUGCUUCUGGUGCUAGAGCUAGGACCAGAGGCAGAAAGCAGCAGCAGCAGCAGCAGCAGCAACGGAGUGUUGAGGCUCCUAAGCAGGCACGAGGCAGGGGUGCUGCGAGCACAAAGCAGCAGAGGGGUCGACAGCAGCAGCACAAGGAAGAACGAACAGAGGAAGAGCAGGCGGAGCAGCAGGGGAAACAGGAGCAGGAGGCGAAUGAGGAGGAACAGGAGCAGCAGGAGCAAGGGCAGCAGCAGAAAGAGGAGGAGGAGGAGGUGCAGAAGCGGAAUGGUGGGGAGGAGGGAGAUAAGGGGAAGGGUGAAAGGGGGAAGGACACAGCAGAGAAGAGCACUGGGGAGGAGGAGAAGGAGGAGGAGAGAGAAGAGAGGAAGGAUGAGGGGGAAGGGAGGGAGGGAAAACACAGCGGGGAUGCAAUGGAGGUGGAGGGUAUGACAGGAGGGGGAAGUGGAGAGGAAAGGGGAGAGCAAGGGGAAGAGAAAAGGGGAGAGAGUGGAGAAGAGAAAGUGGGAAAGAACGAGGUGGGGACAGGGGGAGAGGAUAUUCAAAUGGAGGAGGUAGGAGAUGAUGUGGUGGAGGUGGGAGUUGUGAGAACAGGAGGUGAGGAAACAGUAGGUGAAACAGGAGUGGGCAAGGAUGAGGAUAUGGAUGCGGUUGUUGAGGUGACUCCCAGGGGUGAAGAGGUGAAGGGAGUGGGAUGUGGUGAGCGAGGGAAAGGGGAGGAGCAGAUGGGUGCGACCGAAGUGGCUGUUACUGAAAUAGGUGUGACUGAAAGGGGUGUGGUGGUCACGGUAGAUGCACCUCAAGGCAAUGGAAUGUCUCAGGAAGUUUCCCAGGAACCUGCAGAAGGGCCCUCGCAGGAGGUUUCAGAGGCGGGCGACGGGGCAGGUGAAGGGGCAGAAGCGCGGGCAGGUGAAGGGACAGGUGAAGGAACAGCGGACGAAUCAGAAUUGUCUCAGGCGUCCGCAGGAGCAAGGGGGGCAGGUAAAACGCGCAGCAGGGCGAGGGCACCCAGGGGCAAGGGCACGGGUGGGAAGAAAGGGAGAAAAGGUGCAUCUGGGGGAGGAGACGACAAGCAAGCCGGCGCGAUGUACGGGGGAGGCGAUGAGGAGGAGUACGAGCGGGAGCGGGAGGAGGAGGAGAUUACGCAGGAGGACGCGUGGGCGGUGAUCAGCGCGUACUUCGAGGAGAAGGGGCUGGUGCGGCAGCAGCUGGACUCGUUCAACGAGUUCAUUCAGGACACGAUGCAGAGCAUUGUGGACGAGUCCGCGGAGAUCGAGGUCCGCCCGCAGGCGCAGCAUCUCCCGGGGCGACCCAUGGACAACACGGAUGUACGCGCAGCACCUCCCUGCGCGGGGAGGACGGCGAGGAGGAGAGGAGGAAUAGAGGGAGGGAGGGAGGUGAGAGGGGCGGUCAUCGCUCAGCAAGUCGGUAAACUGAGUGCCUGGCGUUUGUGCUGCCACCAACUCACGCCCCCACCCUUCCCCCCCCGCUGGUCCCCCUCCAACCCCACCUCCCCGCCUUCUUCCCCCCUUCCCCCCUCCCCUCUCAAGAUGACAUGCAAGAUGACGUGCAAGGUGACCUUCGGGCAGAUCUAUCUAUCCAAGCCAACAAUGACAGAGCCGGACGGCGAGACCAACACGCUGUUCCCCAAAGCCGCGCGCCUGCGCAACCUCACGUACGCCGCGCCUCUCUAUGUCGACAUCACCAAGACCAUCACCACGCGCGGGGACGACGGGGAGGAGGAGGUCAGCACGGAGCAAGCCGACAAAGUCUUCAUCGGGAAGAUCCCGAUCAUGCUGCGAUCGAAUUAUUGCACGUUGCAUAACGCCACGGAUAAGGAACUCACGGAGCUGGGGGAGUGCCCGUACGACCAGGGCGGGUAUUUUGUUAUUAAUGGGAGCGAGAAGGUGCUGAUUGCGCAGGAGAAGAUGGCGAGUAACCACGUGUAUGUGUUUCAGAAGCGGCAGCCGAACAAGUACGCGUAUGUGGCGGAGGUGAGGAGCAUGGCGGAGAGGCAGAACCGCCCGCCGAGUGCCUGCUUCAUCCGCAUGCUCUCCCGCUCCUCCACCAAAUCGGGCUCGUCAGGGCAGGUGAUCCGAGCGACCCUCCCGUACAUCAAGGCGGAGAUCCCCAUCAUCGUGGUGUUCCGCGCGCUGGGCUUCGUGGCAGACAAGGACAUCAUGGAGCAUGUGUGCUACGACUUCACUGAUACUGCCAUGAUGGAGCUGCUCAGACCGUCCUUGGAAGAGGCCUUUGUCAUUCAGAACCAACAGGUGGCUCUGGAUUACAUUGGCAAGCGAGGCGUGCCGGUGGGUGCGCCACGAGAGCGAAGAAUAAAGUACGCCAAGGACAUUCUUCAGAGGGAGUUCUUGCCUCACGUGGGUGUGGGCGAGUUCUGUGAAACCAAAAAGGCCUACUUCUUUGGGUACAUGAUUCACCGGCUGCUGCUGUGUGCGCUGGGGCGGCGCAACGAGGACGACAGGGAUCACUACGGCAACAAGCGCCUGGACCUUGCCGGGCCGCUGCUUGCAGGGCUGUUUCGCCAGCUGUUCCGCAAGCUCACCAAGGAUGUGCAAGGGUACUUGCAGCGGUGCAUGGAUCACGGCAAGGAGAUCAACCUGUCGUAUGCAGUGAAGGCGAAGAUCAUCACAGGUGGACUCAAGUACUCUGUGGCCACGGGCAACUGGGGGCAGGCCAACCAGGCCGGCACCAAGGCUGGCGUCUCGCAGGUGCUGAAUCGUCUGGCCUAUGCGUCUUCUCUCUCCCAUCUGCGCCGCCUCAACUCGCCCAUCGGGCGCGAUGGCAAGCUGGCGAAGCCGCGGCAGCUGCACAACUCGCUGUGGGGCAUGAUGUGUCCUGCUGAGACGCCCGAGGGGCAGGCGGUGGGACUGGUGAAGAACCUCGCGCUCAUGACGUACAUCACUGUGGGGAGCAACGCCGCUCCCAUCCUGGAGUUUCUGGAAGAGUGGCUCACGGAGAAUCUGGAGGAGAUUUCCCCAGCGCUCAUCCCGCAGGCCACCAAGGUGUUUGUCAACGGCUGCUGGGUGGGCGUGCAUCGCGAUCCGGACGAGCUCGUGCGCACCUUGAGGCAGCUCAGGCGACAGCUGGACGUCAAUUCUGAGGUGUCUGUGGUUCGGGACAUCCGUCUCAGAGAGCUCCGCCUGUACACGGAUUACGGGCGGUGCUCGCGGCCGCUGUUCAUAGUGGAGAAGCAGCGGCUGCUCAUCAAGAAGCGCGACGUGCUGGCACUGCAGCAGGAGGGGUCGGGCAUCGGGUGGAACGAGCUUGUGGAGAAGGGGUUUAUUGAAUACGUGGAUACCAUGGAGGAGGAGACGACCAUGAUCUCCAUGACCAUCCAUGAUGUGACAUCAGCGCGGCUGAACCCCACGGAGGCCUACAGCGACACGUACACGCACUGCGAGAUUCACCCCUCGCUCAUCCUCGGUGUCUGCGCCUCCAUCAUCCCCUUCCCGGAUCACAACCAGUCCCCCAGGAACACGUACCAAUCAGCGAUGGGCAAGCAGGCGAUGGGCAUGUAUGUGACCAACUACCAGUCGCGCAUGGACACCGUUGCCUACGUGCUCUACUACCCGCAGAAACCCCUCGCCACCACGCGCGCCAUGGAACACCUCCACUUCCGCGAGCUGCCCGCUGGGAUUAACGCCAUAGUGUCCAUUCUGUCCUACUCGGGGUACAACCAGGAGGAUUCAGUCAUCAUGAACCAGUCGUCCAUCGACCGCGGCUUCCACCGCUCCAUCGUCUUCAAGUCCUACAGGGACGAGGAGAAGAAGAGUGGCAGCAUGGUGAACGAAGAGUUUGAGCGGCCCAACAGGGAGAUCACCAUGGGCAUGCGGCACGGGUCAUACGACAAGCUGGACGAUGAUGGCAUCAUCCCUCCGGGCUCGCGAGUGACAGCAGAGGAUGUGAUCAUCGGCAAGACGACGCCCAUCCCUCCGGAUGAGACGGGCGGUGUGGCUCAGCGGUUCAGCAAGCGCGACAUGAGCACGUGCCUCAAGCACAGCGAGACAGGCGUGAUCGACCAGGUGGUUCUCACAACCAACAACGACGGGCUUCGAUUCGUUAAGAUUCGCGUGCGCUCGAUCCGAGUGCCGCAGAUCGGGGACAAGUUUGCGUCGCGGCACGGGCAGAAGGGCACGAUCGGCAUGACGUACACGCAGGAGGACAUGCCGUUCAGCGCGGAGGGCAUUUCCCCGGAUAUCAUCGUCAACCCGCACGCCAUCCCGUCCCGCAUGACCAUCGGGCAUCUCAUCGAGUGUCUCAUGAGCAAAGUGGCCGCGCACAUGGGAAAAGAAGGGGACGCCACUCCCUUCACUGAUGUCACGGUGGACAAUCUGAGUCGCACAUUGCACAAGUGUGGGUACCAGAUGCGGGGGUUCGAGCGCAUGUACAACGGCCACACGGGGCGGCCGCUGCAAGCCAUGAUCUUCCUGGGUCCCACGUACUACCAGCGCCUCAAGCAUAUGGUGGAUGAUAAGAUCCAUUCCCGAGGGAGAGGGCCCGUGCAGAUUCUGACUCGGCAGCCAGCAGAGGGGCGGUCGAGGGACGGUGGGCUGCGGUUCGGAGAGAUGGAGCGGGAUUGCAUGAUUGCACACGGCGCGGCGGCGUUUCUCAAGGAGAGGCUGUUUGACCACAGCGACGCGUACCGCGUGCACGUGUGCGAGUUCUGCGGUCUCAUUGCGAUCGCCAACCUUAAGAAGGGCCUUCUGGAGUGCCGCGGAUGCAAGAACAAGACAGACAUCGUGCAGGAGCUCAUGGCCAUGGCCAUUGCGCCUCGCAUGCUUAUGCACAACCUUCACUCGUCUUGUCGUCUUUGUCCCCCUCCUUCAACCCAGGUGCACAUGCCAUAUGCAUGCAAGCUGCUGUUCCAGGAGCUCAUGGCCAUGGCCAUCGCGCCUCGCAUGCUCACUCGCGAGACUCCUGCGCCCAAGGCAAAGAAGAAGGCACCCGCUGCUGCUUCUUGA
Messenger RNA from Closterium sp. Naga37s-1, 11163 nucleotides. The record is from the annotation of a GenBank genome assembly. NCBI's taxonomy places the organism in Eukaryota, Viridiplantae, Streptophyta, Zygnematophyceae, Desmidiales, Closteriaceae.